CAAUGACGGUCGUAUCUAUUUGGGGCCUCCUGUCCCUAUGUACACCGUAUUUUUUGGCUUUCUUAGCCUUUAUUAUAGUUCAUGAGCAAAUAUCUUACCUUAGGAAGAAGCGUUUUCUUCCUGGUCCAACUCUAGUCGUCCCUUUCCUUGGCAAUGUCAUUCCCUUGGUCACAAAUCCCACCAAAUUCUGGCAAGUCCAAUCUUCAUUUGCCAAAUCUACCAAACAUGGCCUCUCAGCUAACUACGUUAUUUGUCGAUUCAUUCUCUAUAUCCGCUCUGCUGACUUGUCUCACAAGAUUUUCACCCAUGCACGUCCCCGUGCAUUCCAGCUUAUUGGUCACCCUUUUGGCAACAAGCUCUUCGGUGAGAAUAACUUGAUUUACAUGUCAGGUGAGAAACACAAAAACAUUCGCCGCCUAACCACCACUAAUUUCACCCCAAAAGCUCUUGCAACUUACACUGCUAUUCAACAAAAGAUUAUUAUCAAACACAUACAGUCCUGGUUGGAUGAAGCAUCUAAAUCACCUACCAAAUCAACCCCACUUCGCUUCCUCAUCCGCAACAUGAACUUGGAAACUUCCCAGACCAUAUUCGUGGGGCCCUAUUUGAAUAAAGAAGCAAGACAACGAUUCAACGUGGAUUACAAUUACUUCAACGUGGGAUUGAUGACAAUUCCUAUUGAUUUCCCUGGUUUCGCAUUCCGAAAAGCUAGGUUUGCACGCAACAGACUAAUCGAUACCCUUACUGUAUGCACGGAACAGAGCAAAAAUAAGAUGUUUCAGAGCAACCAAGAACCUACGUGCAUGAUUGAUUUUUGGAUGCAAGAAAAUUUAAAAGAGCUCAAUGGUUUACCAAAUCCACAUGUGUAUACCAACAAGGAACUCGGUGGUUACCUAUUUGAUUUUCUCUUUGCUGCACAAGAUGCUUCUACUUCUUCUCUAUUAUGGGCAGUUGCACUUUUGGAAUCUUACCCAAGUAUACUAGAGAAAGUCCGGACCGAAGUAGCAAAAUUUUGGUCAACGGAAUCUGACAAACCAUUGACCGGCGACAUGCUUAGGGAAAUGAAGUACGUUGAGGCGGUGGCGCGUGAGGUGCUUCGUUAUAGACCACCUGCACCUAUGGUUCCGCACCUCACAAGUGAAGAGUUCCGGUUAACAGAUGAUUACGUCAUCCCCAAGGGAACCGUUGUGUUCCCAUCGGUUACUGAUUCGUGUUUACAGGGAUUUCCUGAACCUGAAAAUUUUGAUCCUAACCGGUUUAUGGAGGAGAGACAGGAGGACCGGUUUUACAAGAGGAAUUUUCUUGUAUUUGGAGCUGGUCCUCAUGCUUGUUUAGGUCAGAGGUAUGCGAUUAACCUUUUGAUGCUCUUCAUUGCUAUAUUUACUGCAUUGAUUGACUUCAAGAGGCACAAAACGGAAGGUUGUGAUGAUACUUCUUACAUCCCCGCCUCUGCUCCCAAGGACGAUUGCAGAGUUUUUCUCUCAAAGCGACGUACAAGAUUUCCCUCUCUGUCUUGACCAUAUUGUUUGCACUUACGUACUUUUUAAUCUUUUACGGGUUGUUUGGGUUGUGAUGUUUACCUGUGUUCAAACUGUAUGGCACUAUACAUGUGUUCAUAUUGUAUUGUAUUGUAUUGUUAAUUCAAAUGAAAUGUUCUAUAUGUGGGAGUUGCUCAUCAAGUGAAUGUUUAACUAC
Messenger RNA from Lycium ferocissimum, 1695 nucleotides. RefSeq names its product cytochrome P450 710A11-like. The transcript has a single exon. The record is from RefSeq and is a predicted model, not a curated record. Gene Ontology annotation, molecular function: monooxygenase activity; iron ion binding; heme binding. Gene Ontology annotation, biological process: sterol metabolic process. The coding region runs from base 3 to 1517 and encodes 504 amino acids. NCBI's taxonomy places the organism in Eukaryota, Viridiplantae, Streptophyta, Magnoliopsida, Solanales, Solanaceae.